This is a messenger RNA of Fimicolochytrium jonesii, 2157 nucleotides long. RefSeq lists its product as uncharacterized. NCBI's taxonomy places the organism in Eukaryota, Fungi, Chytridiomycota, Chytridiomycetes, Spizellomycetales, Powellomycetaceae. The transcript is spliced from 3 exons. The record is from RefSeq and is a predicted model, not a curated record. Bases 158 to 2056 code for a protein of 632 amino acids.
CUUACCCUUGCAAGGCAUCACCCUUGGGGUUCCUCCCCUGUGACAAAGUUGCAAACAAAACCCGUACUCUUCCCAGUCAGAACCGUAAUGGUCGCUGCGCUUGCAACUGCCUUCACAACAUCACCAUUACCAUCAACAACAACAAUAAUACAGCAAUAUGUCGCUAGCGGUCAAAAUGCCCCGCGCAAACUCAGCAGGCUUAGGAGGAGGCGGACACCACCACCAGAUCCAACAUGCCGCAGGAAUUGCUCCAAGUUCCCCACGAACGAUUCUCAAACGGGGUGAGCUGCCGCCACAGCCUUCGGUUACUCAGAUAGCAGCAACCACCACGAAUCAGGCUGGCCAGGCGAGGAACAGGAGCGUCAGCUCGGGAAAAGCACGCAACAACAACGGCGCAUCUCGAAAGUCCAACAACAACAACCAAACUGCCCUAAAUGUCGAACAAGUUCGAACUUCUGAAUUGCAGAGGAAAGAUUCGGGAGAAUCUACUGGACGGGAGUCCUCUAGGCGAGGCCAAAGAGCUCAGCGCAACCACACCGACCCCAAUAUCAGCAGCAACAAUAUCAAUGGUGCUACACCGGCGGCAAAUGGAGUCGCCCCGAAACCAUCAGACGCAAAGCCUGUGGGAGCAUCAUUCACGACCCCGACGAAAGCAAGCCGCAAGGAAACAACACAGCAGCAGGAAAAGUCCAGAACGGGAAAAGCGCAACCCAACCACAGCGAAGUCAAGACCGGAAAACCGCACAAUAACAACGUUGGGAUUCCCGGAGUUGACGCUGGACGAGCUGCUGAAAACGGAACAACGUCUGCCAGGAAGCGUCGGAACAAUAACAAUAGCGACAAUUCAGCUUCGGUGCAUCAAAGUAGCAACGGGAACGGGAACGGCAAACGCGUUGACAAUCAACGUGAGAAUGCCGCCCUGGCCGAGGAGUAUCCGGUCAUCUACCCGGUUUUUUUUCCGCAAACAUCCCGCAGAGUUCCGCAGACGUCCACAACACCUUCGCAGAGGCAACGCCGGUUGAGCGCGCCCGAUCUCCGUCUGCAACAAAUGGCAAAGUCCCUCAUUCCCUCAGACUCGACCACGCGAAACCCCGCAGAGAAUCCACAAGGAGAUGCUAUCAUAACUAGCCCCUCCAAGAACGACGCCCUGUACGCCGGAGCAACCUUCCAGAACUCGCCCGCGGCAAGCGCGCUGCCCAUGCCAACCUUCUCGAACCGCAACAGCACAGGUCCGAAAACUCUCUUCCCGAAUGCGGGCGCAUUCAUCCAACCGGACCAUCAUCAUCACCACCACCACGACGCCUACAUGGAAUCGUCCUCUCUCCCAGGCCCGGGCAUGCAUCAUCUCACUGAGCACCUCCCCCGCGGACCCACCCGCACCGUCUCCCACGAAGCGCUUGCGAACGUUGCGGGAUCUCACCAGCGUAGUCACAACUUGAGCCAUGGUGUCAACAUGCACCACCCCCAUCAGCACCAGCAGCAAGUUAAGGACCUCGAAUUGUUUUCCAUGGAUGAUGAGCAGCAGCGCGAUACCGGAGAGCAUAUCUAUAAUGACGAGGAGCUGAGGCAGAAAUCGCGCGAUUUGUUGUCGCUGCUCACGCGGGCCGGUGUCAACGCAAAUCAGGCGCACCGACACCCACACCAUCAGCAGGAUCACGCUUCUUCCGGUUUCCACAUGAACCACCACGAAAACCACCCCUUCACCGCCUCUCACAGCCUGACCCACAACAACAACCGCAACUCAGUCUCCUCCGCGCCUUCCACACCCUUCAUGUACGGAGGCGACGAUUAUACUCACCCCUCCACCUACGGCGGGCAAGCCGGCCAAUCCUCCCCGCCCGGCCCCACACCGGCCUUACCCUCCGGAACUGCUACGCGACACCAGUCUUUGCCGCUACACGUUUCGGCGUUGGUGCCCCCGCAUUCGGGUCCGGUGGGGGGUGACCAUCACCACCAACAAUAUAGGCAGUUGGAACCGGUUAAGGACGAGCAGAGCGUGUUGGCGCGGAUCAGUUAUGAUUUGAAGAGUAUGCUGAAUAUUGGACGGCAGGGAUGAGGGCGAGAGCGACAUCACAACAACCGCACAUUGCCGCUAUGUCCUACACCCACACACCCCUCGCAAUUUACGACGCGACGAGACAACCCGCCUUUGAUUUA